This is a messenger RNA of Microdochium trichocladiopsis, 1536 nucleotides long. RefSeq lists its product as uncharacterized. Lineage: Eukaryota; Fungi; Ascomycota; Sordariomycetes; Xylariales; Microdochiaceae. The record is from RefSeq and is a predicted model, not a curated record. The transcript has a single exon. The coding region runs from base 20 to 1477 and encodes 485 amino acids.
GACACACCUGUCCACGCGCAUGAGUAUGACUGACUCUCAAGGUCUGCCCUCGUCCGCCUUGGUUCAGGAAUGGCUCAAGACGACAUUCGACAUGCCCGCCCACGACCCAACCCAAAACACGGCGCUGGACCUGCGCCCGCACCGCCGAACUCCCAGCCCGACGAAGCGGAAGCGCAUCGAGACCGACGGCACCAGCGAGAAUGAACAUAGAGAGGAUGACAUGGUCGGCCAGCGUUACGGCGAGACUCCACGAGGCUCUGUGCCGACCGCUUUCGUGGCAGCGGCCGCCAGCAGCAGUAGGACUACAAGGGAAAGUGACGACGUCUUCAGCACCAUCUCGUCGAACUCAAUUCUAUCGGGCAGCUCAGCAACCAGCACCACAUCAUCGCGCGCAUCAUCACCGAUCAAGCGUGAACGAGGGAUGCGUUACGCUGAUGACCUCCCUCUGCUUCGAAGGUCGCUAAAGGAUCCACGAUUGCCUGCACGCCUCGGGCCGCUUUUGAAGGAUGUACGAGCCGUAUCGACGAAGAAACAUAUCAUGCCAUUGGCCUUAAAAGAGGAGAUCGAGGCUCUUUACUCGCCAUUCGAAGCUAUCAGCGACGACAUGUUCUUUGGUGGUGAGGACGACGAGGACGAAAGCGAGGAUGGCCACAACCAAUCCAAGGUUGUCAAAGUUAAUGACGAUCAUGUCAAGCGUCAUCGAGAUCGGUUAUGGCAAUUGGGGCGUAUCUGCGACGGUACAGAGGAGUGCAGCGAUCCGAGCCGGCAGACGUUCGAGGUCGAGUGGAACGACGUGGUGCACUCGCCUAUGCUCCGGCUCGCCUGCCGCCAACAAUCGUCACUGCGCUGUCGGAACCUGACGUCGGUGCAAGUUGACGGCCGCUACGGCGAUGCCGCGAGAACGGUUAGAAGGGGCGGUGGCGGAGCAGCGACAGCAACUCUAUGCGACUGUCGCAUUGACUUCGGGAUCUUCCUCGCGCCACCCGAGAACUCAGACCUGCAGUAUCGUAUCUUCGAUCUGAUGUCGCGCGAUGUCGAUCAGGUUCGGCAGCUCAACCACCUCAAUGCCUUCGAGCCGGACUGGCCCCUUGCCGUUAGUGUCGAGACUAAGCGUCUCGCUCCUGGUGUUGAAAAGGCUUCAGGUCAAUUGGCUAGCUAUGGUCGGGCCCAGCUACGCUUGAUGCAGCAGUUUCCAGAUCCGCAGGUAGAAGAAACGAGGGAGAAAGAGCCUGCUGAGAGAGGGAUUAGGGGAGGCUCAGAAACGAUUCUGCCGCAGCUCAAAGUCGUCAGCGCGCAGUGGGAGUUGAGUUUCAUCGUCCGUGAAGGUCCCAAUGCAGUAGCAUAUGGUCCCUUUGACUUGGGAAACACGGCCUCACUUUCGGGGUGUUAUCAGGUCUUCAAAUCCCUGUGCAUCUUAUUUAGGUGGGCGGAGCGCGAGUGCUACGAUUGGUGGUUGAGACAUAUCUCGGUUACAUGAUUGAAUAAUGCUAUUUGGAUCCUCGCACGUACAAUGAACGACUUGUGAUUUUGCCAACA